GCCAUGGCAGCGGGUGUUCAUUUCACCUCCGCCCGCCGGACUUUAGCCCUGGAUAAAGCUCCCAGUGCCAGCGGCCGCCUCCGCUCCCGCCGGGAUCCCCAGCCCCGGGAUUGUCCCCAAAGCCAUGGCGAAGUUCCUGUCCCAGGAUCAAAUCAACGAGUUCAAGGAAUGCUUUUCCCUGUACGACAAGAAACAGAAAGGGAAGAUCAAAGCCUCGGAGCUGCUGGCAGUGAUGAGGUGCCUGGGAGCCAGCCCCACGCCGGGAGAGGUGCAGAGGCACCUGCAGCUGCACAGGAUCGACAGGAACGCAGAGCUGGACUUCUCCACCUUCCUGAACAUCAUGUACAGGCAGAUGAAGCAGGAGGAGCCCGAGGAGGAGAUCCUGAGAGCCCUGGCCAUGAUUGACAGGCAGAAGAGAGGAGUGAUCUCCGUGCCCGAGCUCCGCGCCAAGCUCACCCGGCUGGGGGAGAAGCUUUCCGAGGAGGAAGUGGAUGACCUGCUGAAAGAAGCCAAAGUUGGGCCAAGUGGAAUGAUCAAAUACGAGGAGUUUGUGCGCCUCAUUUGCCUUCCCUCGGUCGACUACUGAAACCCAGAGGGGGAUUUGCUAAGAGCAGCACCCGCAGGGGUUUUGUUUCUGUUUUUCCCACUUCCUAGUCAGACUCAGGAACCAUCAGUUGCCUUUCAGAUCCUGAUUUUGCCUUCGUUUAGCGCUGACACUUCCACAGGUUCCGCCCUGAUUGCUGGAAAAACACGAAAUAUUAUAAUAUAUAAAUAUAUGUUGUUAUAGCAAUAAUAACUGUUAUUGAAAUAAACCGAGUGUGACAACGCGUGUCAAGAUCUAAAAAAAA
Messenger RNA from Motacilla alba alba, 848 nucleotides. It is a transcript of the gene CALML4, whose product is annotated as calmodulin like 4. Gene Ontology annotation, molecular function: calcium ion binding. The transcript has 5 exons. Gene Ontology annotation, cellular component: myosin II complex. Bases 125 to 586 code for a protein of 153 amino acids. NCBI's taxonomy places the organism in Eukaryota, Metazoa, Chordata, Aves, Passeriformes, Motacillidae. The record is from RefSeq and is a predicted model, not a curated record.